This is a messenger RNA of Drosophila ananassae, 1700 nucleotides long. RefSeq lists its product as uncharacterized. Bases 493 to 1506 code for a protein of 337 amino acids. Lineage: Eukaryota; Metazoa; Arthropoda; Insecta; Diptera; Drosophilidae. The transcript is spliced from 6 exons. The record is from RefSeq and is a predicted model, not a curated record.
UGCGAGCGUCGGGCGGCAAACGAACUCAGAACGUUGCCGCUGCGCAAACGCAAAGCACGCGCCCCAAAGCCACACACACACCACGACACACACGCACACUCACACACACUUAAGACACAUCCCUUGAUCCCUCCGCCACGCCCUCCGCCCCCUAUGCAAGCCGGCUUGCUGGAAAAAUAUUUCCCAGUUUUUUUUUUUUUUGCGAUUUCGACGGACAUUAAAAUUUCUGAAAUACUUCGAACUUAAUCGCUGAGACUUUUCGAAAACAUUUUUGAAAUUUUUCCAAUUAAAAUUUAAAUACCUUGUUUUUUGCGUAUUUUGUUUUGUUUUUCAAGUUCGAAAGCUGUUGUUGCUGUGUUUUGUGUGUGUUUUUGUCGAAGUUUUCGAAUUUUUUCGAGUGCCAACGAUUUAGUGUCGCCCCAGUGGAGUGUAAUUUCAAAAAUAUUCAGGUAAAAAAUAAUACAGGCGACCAACUGGGGAGUCAUCGUGGGGAUGUGGAUGCCCAGGACAGUGACCAGGAUGAUGCUACUCGCAGUCCUUAUCGCCUUUUUGGCAUCUGGAGUCCAAGGACAUGGCCGUUUGAUGGAUCCUCCGGCCAGGAACGCCAUGUGGCGCUUCGGUUACCCCAAUCCCGUCAACUACAACGACAACGAGCUCUUCUGCGGCGGCUACGCCAUCCAGUGGGAGAAGAACAGUGGCAGGUGCGGAGUCUGCGGAGACGCCUACCACGUCAAGUCCCCGAGGCCCCAUGAGGCUGGCGGGGAAUACGCCAAGGGCAUCAUCUCCAGGUACUACACCGCCGGCCAGGAGAUCGACGUGGAGGUGGAGCUGACCGCCAACCACUACGGACGCUUCGAGAUCUUCCUCUGCCCGAACAACAAUCCCCGCCAGGAGGCCACCCAGGAGUGCUUCGAUCGGUAUCCGCUCAUCAUCUCCGGCAGUCGGGAGCACCGCUACCUCAUCCCCCGCGACGCCAAGAAGAAGGACAUAUUCCGCUACCGGGUCCGCCUACCUCCCUACGUGACCUGCACCCAGUGCGUCCUCCAGUGGACCUACUACACGGCGAACAUGUGGGGCACCUGCGCGAACGGCACCGAGGCGGUGGGCUGCGGCAAGGCCGAAACUUUCCGAAACUGUGCAGAUAUAGCCAUUAUAUCCAAUACAGGCGGUGGAGUUCCUCCGAUCUUUGUGAACAACAAGUCGCCAUAUCUACUAUACUACAGGGACUAUAGAGCUCCAGCGGAUAACAACAUAUUCCCCCUUAUCGUGCGAGAUCAGAAGUGCAUUGGAGCUCCCGCCUUUAGGACUCUGCCUGGCAUCGACAACUGGUGCGAAAUCAACUGCCUGCGCUACCCUCCCAACUGCCCGGAGGAGGCCUGCCACUGUCCCCAAGAGUGCGUGGCGAUUGGAGAGCUGGAGGGCCAGGAAGGAGCCGACACCUAUUGCAUGGACCAGUGCCUCAACUACAAGUCCGAGUGUCCUCCGGACAGAUGCCGCUGCUACUAAUUUUUACCAGCUCUACUGCUUCUACUACUUAUGCCAUUAUGCUACUAUGCUACUAUUCUACUAUCCUACUACCUAUACUACUACUAUCUAGUACUAUUAACGCUCCUAUGUAUUGCUACUGCCCCCCCAUUGCCCAGUGAUGUUGCAACCAAGGUGUACAAUGCGAGAUCCAAUGAAUUUGAAUUUGAUUUUGA